GUGGUGAUCAUAUUCUCGGGCAAAGAGUUGCCAAACGACUUAAGACUAAGUGAUUGCGAUUUGGGACACAAUUCGGUGAUUCACGCCAUCAAUGCCCUCAACAUUAAGACGAAGACCAAGUUAUUGCCAUUCAGUGAUCAGUUGACACUUAACCAGAAGCUCACAAACCUUGACAUGAAUGACACGAAUGAAGAGACUCGACACGAACUCGAGGACAGGAACCGAUUGUCUCGACGUGUGACCACUGAUGAGGACAAGAGCGCACAGAAGUACUAUUUCUUCGUGUUUUGCAACUCAUGUGAACAACUGAUGAACGGAAAGCUUCGCGUGGUUUGCGAUAAAUGCAAAAACGGGACAAUCGUUGUGGACAGAGAGCCUCGUGAGUGGCACGACGUGUUGACCCCCAACCGAAUCACUGGCGUCUGUCAGUCGCAGGACUGUAACGGAACUAUCGCUCAGUUUUACUUCAAAUGUGCGGCAAAUACUCACAACAGCGCCGCCGAUGACGACCGGACGACAGGCGCCGAUGCGGUGGACAGGAGUCGUGCGGUUGUGCUGCCCCUCAUCCGCCACAACUGCAUCGGCGUGUCGUGUCUCGCGUGCACUGACGUCAAGGACACGGUUCUGGUGUUUCCGUGCGCCGCCAAACAUGUCAUAUGUUUGCACUGUUUCAGAGACUACUGUCUCUCCAAACUCAAUGAACGCCGAUUCGUAACCGACCCUCAAAUCGGGUAUUCAGUGAACUGUGCGGUCGGGUGUCACGAGUCGCUCAUCCGUGAGACGCAUCACUUCAAACUCAUGGGACAAAUAGCGUACGAGAAGUACCAGAGGUUUGGCGCCGAAGAGUGUGUGCUGAGUGCGGGCGGAGUGUUGUGUCCACAACCGGGAUGUGGCGCCGGUAUCCUAUUGGACGAAACGGAGCCCGAGUUUUGUACGCGUAUUACAUGCAGUGAAUGCACUUUCGUCUUCUGUCGCAAAUGUCUUCAGGGAUAUCAUGUGGACGACUGCGUGUCCGACGCAGACAAUGGUGUGUCGGAGCCCAACACCAGUGCCUUUCAAGCCAUGAGUGCCGCGAACGCCGAUCACUCCAAAUGGGAUGAUAUGAUGACCCGAACGGCUAUAAGACUGUCGACCAAACCGUGUCCGAAGUGCCGGACGCCUACCGAAAGGAGCGGCGGGUGUAUGCAUAUGGUGUGCACCAGAUCUCAGUGCGGAUUCAAUUGGUGUUGGAUUUGUCAGACCGAGUGGAACAGGGAUUGUAUGGGAAACCAUUGGUUUGGUUAA
Molecule: messenger RNA, 1284 nt
Organism: Oppiella nova
Lineage: Eukaryota; Metazoa; Arthropoda; Arachnida; Sarcoptiformes; Oppiidae
Source: the annotation of a GenBank genome assembly